Molecule: messenger RNA, 1806 nt
Organism: Fusarium mangiferae
Lineage: Eukaryota; Fungi; Ascomycota; Sordariomycetes; Hypocreales; Nectriaceae
Product: related to APN2-AP endonuclease, exonuclease III homolog
Exons: 5
Coding region: 1-1806 (601 amino acids)
Biological process (GO): base-excision repair
Cellular component (GO): nucleus
Molecular function (GO): DNA-(apurinic or apyrimidinic site) endonuclease activity; DNA binding; phosphoric diester hydrolase activity
Source: RefSeq, a predicted model, not a curated record
AUGGCGUUUCGGAUAACCACCUGGAACGUCAAUGGCAUCCGAAAUCCUUUCGGCUAUCAACCUUGGAGAGAAAAGAGAACCUUUCAAGCUAUGUUUGAGAUUCUCGAAGCAGACAUCGUGGUUAUGCAAGAGACCAAGAUCCAGCGAAAGGACCUUCAAGAUGACAUGGUUCUCGUCCCAGGUUGGGAUGUCUUCUUCAGCUUACCGAAGCACAAGAAAGGAUAUUCUGGCGUCGCUGUUUACACACGCAACUCAAAAUGCGCGCCUAUUCGAGCAGAAGAAGGCGUCACUGGCAUCUUGACGGCUCCCAAGUCUACAACCAGAUACCGCGACCUCCCUGAAGACCAGCAGAUUGGCGGUUACCCCCGACCCGAUCAACUUGAGGGCAUCAUCGACGAGGCGACUCUUGACUCUGAGGGCCGCUGUGUCAUUCUUGAGUUUCCAGGUUUUGUGCUCUUUGGAGUUUACAGCCCUGCAACCCGAGAUGAGACUCGUGAUGACUUUCGCACUGGUUUCUUCCAAGCACUGGAAAUGAGAAUACGGAACUUGGUCGCCGCAGGCAAGCAGGUCAUCCUUACCGGUGAUUUGAACGUCGUCCGCUCCGAGCUUGACUCAACCAAUGUUUCAGAGACACUACGCAAGGAAGGGAUUGAUCUCAGCGACUGGAUGAACGCACCUGUGCGGCGCAUCUUCAACCAACUCAUAUUUGAGGGAAGUGUGCUAGGCGAAAGAGAUGAAGGCCGUGAAAAGCCUGUUCUCUGGGACCUCUGUCGUUGCUUUCACCCAGAGCGAGUGGGGAUGAACACAUGUUGGGAUACCAAGCGGAACACACGACCUGCAAACAACGGCAGUCGGAUCGACUACGUCUUGUGCAGCGAUGGCAUCAAGAGCUGGUUCAACUACACCAAUAUUCAGGAGGGAUUGAUGGGGUCUGACCAUUGCCCAGUCUUUGCGACUUUGUCGGACAAAGUGACUGUGGGCGACAAAGAGUGUGCGUUGCUCGAGAUGAUGAACCCCCCGGGUAUGUUCAACGGGGACGAGCGUCUUCGAGACUGGACCCCAAAGGAUCAUCUUCCUUUGUCUGCGAAGCUGAUACCAGAAUUUGACCGCCGGCAGAGCAUCCGCGACAUGUUCACAAAGAAAGCCGCCCCUCCACGAGAGUCGACGAGGACAGGCACACCUGCAGAACCCUUGAAGAACGGAAAUAGUAGCGCCUCGGGGUCACUCGACAAGGCAGAGGAAGCUUCAGGGUCACCGACCAACGCCUCCUCCACACCGAGGCUGGGCGAGACGACCAACUCAACCAAGCUUUCAGCAUCCCAGCCUAGCUCCAAAAGACCUGGAACGGCCGCUGACACGGCCAGUCGACCAUUCAAGAAGGCCAAGUCUUUUACAGGCGCCAACGACACCAAGAGCAAGGCGGCGCAGGGCCAACGAACAUUACAGGGAUUCUUCAAGCCAAAAGCUCCCGCGGCUCAAGAUGGCAAGGCAGAGCUAGUAGCGGCAAGUUCGACGCCAUCUACAACAAAGAAACCUGCAGUAUCAGGGAAAGCGCCAGCAAGCGCGCAGAGACUAUCGAAUACCCCGCAGGCUACACUUACAGAAAAGUCAUCACCAACAGUCCCUCUACGCGGCAAGGAUCCCGAAUCCUCGGACAGGGUGUUUGACCCGAUCGAGGCAAAGGAGUCGUGGUCCAAGCUGUUGGGUAAGAGGGUUGCACCAAGAUGUGAACACGACGAACCCUGCAUCAGCUUCACCACCAAGAAGCCCGGAGUCAACUGUGGUACGUUAUACAGCGGCAGCUGA